This is a messenger RNA of Cololabis saira (Pacific saury), 3413 nucleotides long. RefSeq names its product BAR/IMD domain containing adaptor protein 2 like 1a (gene baiap2l1a). The record is from RefSeq and is a predicted model, not a curated record. Gene Ontology annotation, molecular function: protein binding. Bases 190 to 1629 code for a protein of 479 amino acids. Lineage: Eukaryota; Metazoa; Chordata; Actinopteri; Beloniformes; Belonidae. Gene Ontology annotation, biological process: actin filament bundle assembly; plasma membrane organization; actin crosslink formation. Gene Ontology annotation, cellular component: cytosol; nucleoplasm. The transcript has 14 exons.
CCGGCUGCUGAGCGCACCCCCCACCCCCGCCCCCUGGCCACAUGCACCGGAGUCAAGGAUCACGCACAGGGAGCACAGCCGACUCUGGAGAACACAUCUGGAUUACCACAUUGACUUUUAUUUAAUUCUUCCUGAUUUUCAUCGUUUUGAUUCCUCCCAACAUCUGCGCUCGAGAAACAAGUCGCCGUCAUGGCUCGGACUCCCGACGGUGUGAGCAGACUUACUGAAAGCACAUACAAGAAUGUGAUGGAACAGUUCAACCCAAGUCUGAGGAACCUGGUCAACCUUGGGAAGAGCUAUGAAAAGACAGUCACAGCAAUGACUCUAUCUGGAAAAACCUAUUUUGAUGCUGUGUCAAAGAUAGGAGAAAAUGCCCUCAUGUCUCCAGUCUCCAGAGAGCUCGGUGUUGUUCUGAUGGAGAUGGCAGAAGCAAACCGGAGGGUCCAUAAUGAAUUGGAGGAGAAUAUCAAGAGGUUCCACAAAGAGAUUAUCACAGAACUGGAGAAGAAGACAGAGAUGGAUGUUAAAUACAUGAAUGCCACCUUCAAGCGCUAUCAGACGGAGCACAAAGUGAAGCAGGACUGCCUGGAGCGCUCUCACACGGACCUGAAGAAGCUCAGGAGGAAAAGCCAGUCAAAGCACUCCUCCAAGUACGAUGUCAAAGAGAAUGAGUACUUGGAGACCAUCUCCUCCCGCCAGAUGGACAUGCAGAAGUUCAUUGCCGACGGCUGCAGAGAGGCUUUGCUAGAAGAAAAGAGACGUUUCUGUUUCCUAGCCGACAAGCACUGCUUGUUUUCCUACCACUUUAGCAACUUCCACGAGAAAGCCAAAGAGAUUCUGACUGCAAAGCUCCCCACCUGGCAGGAAAAAUGCAGCGACAUCACCAAAGUGCCGGACACGAUGGUGACCAUAAUAGAGGGGCUGGCCAGCACUCCAGAACAAUCACCACUGGUGGAGCGCUACAACAGGAACAACGCGGUGCCUCCUCCAGCGCCCCCGCUAAAGGCUCAGACCAGUCCGCUGGCCAGUAUGUUUGACCCUGAGCCCAGAUCUCCGCUGACCUCCUCCUCCGACCACAACUCAGAUCAGGGCAGUCUCGGAGAGGAAAGUUUGUCCCGGUCCACGUCCCAGUCAUCUGGGCUCAACGUGGGCAGGAAGAUGAGGGUCAGGACCAUCUUUCCGCACAAGGCGGGCAACAACGACACGCUCCUCAGCUUUGAGGAAGGUGACGUCAUCACGCUGUUCAUCCAGGAGGAGAAGGACGGGUGGCUGUACGGAGAGCUGGAGAAGACACAGCAGCGGGGCUGGUUUCCCUCAUCUUACUGUAGACCUUACACCGAGCAAGUGAUAUCAAAUAGCAGCAAUUACAGCACGCCGGUGCGGAGUCUGAGUGUGGCCAGUCUGCCGGAGCAGGUGGAAGAGGAAGACCAGCCUGUGCUUCUGCCGCCGCCAGAUUACAGUGACAGAGUCCCCUCUAGUCCAGCAAUCCCAUCAGCACCUUCCCCGCAGAACAAGGUGUCUUUAGUGAAUGGAGUUGCAAAGGUCCCGUUUCUUGGAGGAGGGAAUCCAUUCGCCACAGUCAAGUUAAGGCCGACUGUCACGAAUGACAGAUCAGCACCAGUCAUCUAAUGCAGAGCAGGGGGAGCUUUGUUUUUGGGUUUUUUUUUCACCAUUGUUAGGCCUUCGGGGGUAUCACACGACAUGGAACCCGCGCAACAUCGUUAAUAUCUCUCCACCCUGACAUCUCAGCAGCCAACAUGCUAAUCUCUCUCAUCCUCAGUCUGCUCUUUUAAGGGGUUCCACUGUUUUAUGUUUUAUGUGUGUGUGUGUGUGUGUGUGUGUGUGUGUGUGUGUGUGUGUGUGUGUGUGUGUGUGUGUGUGUGUGUGUGUGUGUGUGUUACUGUCAGUUUGUGUUUUACAUUUAGCCACGAAAAGGGAAUCGCAAUCCACAUCAGGAAAAGCAAGAAAAGUGAAAAGCUGCGGGGAGGUAGCAAAUGUUUGACGCGUGCAUCGGGCUUGAGUUUGUGUUUUAAGAAAUAAAAUUCACUCCAAAAUUAAGGUUUUGGCUUCAUCUAAUCCACACCCGUGCAAUGAUGCAAUGAAGCAGUUUAACAAAUUGCAAAAUCCCGCUCCUCCUUCGCAGUUCAGGAAACCACAUGAGUUACAGGAAAAGGAGGCGAUGAAACGCAUGCAUCACGUCCUGCAAACGUCUCACCUGCAGAGGGAGGUAUUUAGUCACGAUCCACUCAGUUUCAGUUGAAACUAUUAUAAGCUGUAUAUAUAAAGAUGCAUUUGCUUAUUCAAUCAUUUUAAAGGGCCAUUGUCCAUAUGCAGUAUGUUGAAAAGUCAUCAGGGUCAUCUGUUUCAAGUUAUAUGAGAAUGUGCUUUAAAACCAAAGGGAAUAUAGACACCGUCGUAAUUAUCAAUCUUAACCCUACUCCACCAUACUUAAAGUGCAAAACAUAUAGUUCAUAGUGCGUCACGAAUUUUGGAGAAAUUGUAAUUUAUACUUAGUUUAUAUGAUUCCCUCUUACAUAUUUUUGGAAGGGGAAAAAAAUGUAUGGACCAGUAGGAGGAGGCGACCCUAAAGUAUCCACUGAGAUUGUAAGCACAUAGAAAUCAAGCUUCCUUAUUCCCUCAGAUAGGUCUCGUUCUGCAGUUAGUGCAGUGGUGCAAACAGGAUGAAGAGAUGCAGGUGCACAGUGUACAUGACGGUGAGCUGGGACUGAUGAAAGGGAUCAGCAUCCAGGCUGCCUUCCUGACUUGCCAAAAAAAGGGGGAAAAAAAAUCUAUUUUUAUUAUACCUUUUUAUUUUUUGUAAGAGUUAGUCAUUGCCAGAUGAGGUAAGAAUGAAGGGAGAGUGAGUUGUCGGGAAAAGGUGUUGUUCUUUGACUUCGGUUGUAGAUAAGAAGGCUAUUUAUAAACUGUAAGUUUGUAUGGAGUAUUUAAAGAUAUGUUUACAAGUCUGCUCUGUGUAUGUGCCCCUUUGAAUACAACAGCCAUUGUGCUGAAAUCUCACCAAAAUUAAAACAGAAAUAAACAGGCAUGAACUUUAAAAUAGUUAUUAAUGAAAGAAUUUACUUCACACUUGAUUUCACUGUUUUAUGCAUCAUAUGUGUGCUCAACGCAGUUUAUGCACACUUAAAUGUGCUGUACUAGUAGACAUUUGAACUGUUUGAAAGUAAUGUGGCUCAUUGUUUGAAAAUAACUUUGUUUCUUUUGUCAUGUAUUUGCGCUACUAAUGGAAUUAUAUGAUUAUGGGACUGAUUCCUCAGUUUAUUGAUCCAGUUGACUCAAUAAUGUUAGCGUACCCAUCAUGCUGGUAAAGUUAUCGCUACAUGCUUACUCCAGAGUACCUUGCCACUGUGUUGACCAUGUAGUCACUUUUUCUCAAUAAAAUUCAUUGAAGUCUG